ACACUUCAUACUUACCUUGAUGGCACGGACCCCUUCAUGUACCAGGGUUCGUGGGCCGUGGGGGUCUCCCAUAGCACGGCGACCAUGUCCUCAGGGGAACCUCGCGGUUUGUACGGGCUUCGGCUCGUGCACCGUCUCAAUAUUUCCCUGUCCUGUUUCGGCCUAGUCUCGUGA
Dichomitus squalens LYAD-421 SS1 is the source of this 174-nucleotide messenger RNA. RefSeq lists its product as uncharacterized. The annotation marks the transcript as partial. The record is from RefSeq and is a predicted model, not a curated record. The transcript has a single exon. Lineage: Eukaryota; Fungi; Basidiomycota; Agaricomycetes; Polyporales; Polyporaceae.